AUGUCAAAGUUGGACCGGCACACCCUCUUGAUAGAUGAUGAAGUGGCGGCAUUUUUGAAGUCUGUUAAGACUCGUCAGACUGUCGACAUAGAAGCGGCGGGUACUCUUCCGCGGAAGUGUGAUGAGAAGAAUCCUCUCCAGAACAAUUCUUCUGAUGCUGUUCGUAGGAAGAUUCCAGUCAAGAAAACCGACAGCAGCAGUCCCAAACCGGGGCUAGUCCCAGUCUUGGCUGGCUCCCCAUGGAAACAUUACACACAAGAAUAUUUCAUUGAGUACUGGUGCUUGUUUGCAAUAGCAACUAGCAAGACGAGCCGUGAGAAUCUUCACAUGAUUCGUUCUGCGCCGGCCCUGAACGACGAAAAGCUCCAGAUCAUCCGCCAGAUAUGCCACCCAAACGUGGUUGAGACCAUGGAGGUCUACUCGCACGACGAUGGGAACCAUUAUAUCGUGUCUCGUAUGAUGGAAUCGUCUUUGAUGCACGUUUGUCGAGCUCCGGAAUACCCAUCGGAGUCACAGCUUAGUUCAAUAUUAUUCCAGGUAAGGAGGUACCGUUCUGAGGUGCUCUCUGGGUCGGAAUACCUUAUUAGCAAAGGGCUCGUACCCGAGUCAAUUACUUGUGCCGGGGUCCUGAUCAAUCUCGCUGGUGAGGUCAAGAUCAGCAAUAUUGAGGAAUUUCAGCCAGGAGGAAAAGGACCGGACGCCAAGAUUGGUCUAUCGAAUUUGGAUCGCUGGUCCCCUGAAGCUGUUAACAUGCUUAGUUUGUUAGACUCAGGGCCGAGCAUGGAGGAAUUAGCCAAGCAUGGCUUCUGGAAAAAAGGAAGGAAAGAAGAUUUGAAAUCGCUUGCUUAUUUUACUCUGAUUACUGCAUAUCAUCCAUGUGCCUUUCUCAGGACAGCAUGA
Molecule: messenger RNA, 900 nt
Organism: Fusarium oxysporum Fo47
Lineage: Eukaryota; Fungi; Ascomycota; Sordariomycetes; Hypocreales; Nectriaceae
Exons: 4
Coding region: 1-900 (299 amino acids)
Biological process (GO): protein phosphorylation
Molecular function (GO): protein kinase activity
Source: RefSeq, a predicted model, not a curated record